AUGUACACUUCUACCCUCAUCCUCUCUCUCGUCGCCGCCGCGGCGGCCGCCUGCACCGGCGGCAAGAACAAGACCGCCGAGGCCGCCGCCCCGGGGGCCAAGGCCCAGUGCGCUCUCCAGUUCGACGGCCGCAUCCCCAAGGCCUUCACCGCCGCCGACUUCGACGGCAAGACCAGCCCCUUCAACACGGCCAACGUCUUCGGCAAGGGCUUGAAGUUUAGCGACCUCAUCAAGCUUCCUGGCGGCCAGUCCUUGUUCGAUGUCAACUCGACCCAGCCCUUCGAGGUCACCAUCGACGACAAGUCCAUCUUCGCCCCCUCCGCGGACAACGUCCAGAUCGGCUUCCGCCGCGCCGAGAUGCUGCCCCUCAGCAACGACGGCAAGGACGCCUCGACCCAGGGCAUCAAGACGCUGCACUUCAGCCUGCAGAAGGACGACAAGCGCCCGCUCAACCUCUCCCACGAGUACCAGCUCGCCUUCCUCGAGAGCGCCGACUUCAGCACCAACCAGAUCGUCCUCAAGACGGGCACCAUCCUGGGCCAGAACACCGAGGACCCGGACACGCUCCAGCUCUUCGGCAACGUCGCCACCAGCCCGCCCCCCGAGCUCUUCAAGACCAAGUUCACCCCCGGCGUCUUCCACAACUUUGCCAUCAAGCUGGAUUUCACUGCCAAGUACGUUUCCUUCCCCCCCCAACUUUAUGUCCCGUUAAUUCUGACAUUCGACUGCAGCACCACCGAGGUCUUCUACUCCCAGGGUACCUCCGCUCUCAAGUCCCAGGGUGCCGCCGUCCCCAACAUCAUCGCUGGCCAGGGUCAGUACCACUUCGGCAUCCUCAAGAAGCCCGUCAACGGCGGCGCCGACAUCACCAAGAGUGGCGACCAGCCCGCCGACAUCGACGAGGGCCUCAUCUACGCCGGCAUCUUCCAGGAGGACAGCGCCAACGGCUGCAUCUCCCUGUCUCCUUAA
This is a messenger RNA of Colletotrichum higginsianum IMI 349063, 969 nucleotides long. RefSeq lists its product as uncharacterized. The coding region runs from base 1 to 969 and encodes 322 amino acids. The transcript is spliced from 2 exons. The record is from RefSeq and is a predicted model, not a curated record. NCBI's taxonomy places the organism in Eukaryota, Fungi, Ascomycota, Sordariomycetes, Glomerellales, Glomerellaceae.